Messenger RNA from Colletotrichum chrysophilum, 336 nucleotides. RefSeq lists its product as uncharacterized. The record is from RefSeq and is a predicted model, not a curated record. The coding region runs from base 1 to 336 and encodes 111 amino acids. The transcript is spliced from 2 exons. NCBI's taxonomy places the organism in Eukaryota, Fungi, Ascomycota, Sordariomycetes, Glomerellales, Glomerellaceae.
AUGGCUUCCCGCUUCGUCCUCGCUUCUACCCCCAUCGCCCGCGGCGCUUUCGUCGUCGGUAGACAGACCGCCGCCUUCUCGACGACGAGAUUCAUGGGCUUGAAGGAGUCUGCGAACCAAACAGAGACCGACCACGAGAAGCACAAGCAAGACUCCCUGCACAAGCAGAAGCAGGGCAAGGGCCACUGGAAGCCCGAGCUCGCGUCCGACAGCGAGGAGGCCGUCAAGGCGGACCGCGCCACCGAGGGCGUCGACCCCAAGACGCUGGCGGAGCGCACCAAGAAGGCUGCCGAGGAGACGAGCAAGGCCGGUACGAGCAUGCGCGACGGGUUGUAA